Molecule: messenger RNA, 1689 nt
Organism: Nezara viridula (southern green stink bug)
Lineage: Eukaryota; Metazoa; Arthropoda; Insecta; Hemiptera; Pentatomidae
Source: the annotation of a GenBank genome assembly
AUGGCUCAUAAUAUGUACAACCUACUCUGUGUUUUCGUCUUGGCGCUCGUUCCGGACAUACUUUCCUCCCCUAUCCAGCCCAGCCUCCAAUUGGACCAAGGGUUACUCAAAGGAAAAUACGAGAGGACACUAAACAACCGGAAGAUUUCGUCCUUUUUAGGCAUACCUUACGCAGAACCUCCGAUAUCAAAGCUUCGUUUUGAGGCAGCAGUGUCCCCAUCAAAAUGGUCAGGAAUUUUAAACGCUACGACCUUGCCUCCAGAAUGCUUACAAUACAGCCAUAUGACUUACAAAUACGAUUUCUGUCAAGUAACAGGCUCCGAAGACUGUCUUUACCUGAAUGUUUACACUCCGAAGCUUUUUGAUGGCAGUGAAGUGAAACCAAUGGACGUGAUUGUAUUCAUUCACCCUGGGACAUUCAUGUACUUCAGUUCAUCUUACUCAAGCCCUGCUGCAUUACUUGACAGGGAUGUAGUAUUUGUUACAUUCAACUACAGAUUAGGCAUACUUGGUUUUCUUAGCACUGGAGAUCAUAUCGUCCCCGGUAACAACGGCCUAAAAGACCAAAUUCUAGCACUGCAUUGGGUUAAAAAGAAUAUUAGAAGUUUUGGAGGAGACCCAGAUCGGGUUACCAUUGCAGGCCUCGAUGCUGGGGCAGCUAGUGUACAUUACCAUCUCUUGUCCCCUCUCAGCAAAGGGUUGUUCAAAUCUGCCAUAUCUGCUAGUGGAAGUGCGCUAUGCCCUUGGGCAAUAGCUGAGAAUGUCAGGGAGAAAGCAGCCAAAGUAGCAGAUGAACUGGGCUGCCCGACAGGAGAUUCAAAAGCCAUGGUGGACUGCCUAAAGGACAGACCAGCCACAAACAUUGUCGGCUUCUCCAAAUUAUUCAUUCCCUGGCUUUACAAUCCUUUUGCACCUUAUGGGCCAGUUGUAGAGAAGGAUGGACCAAAUGCAUUCAUAUCUGAUUCACCACUCAAUAUCAUCAAGAAAGGAAAAGUAAAUGAUGUUCCAUGGCUGGUAUCUUUCACAUCAGAGCAAGGCUUAUACCCAGCUGCUGAACUGUUAGGAACUACAAGCUAUAUCACUGAGAUGGAACAGCGCUGGGAAGAACUCCUGCCACACUUGUUAGAUUUUAACUACACUGUUGCUCAUGAUAGAUUAGCAGAAGUCAGUAAUGCUAUCAAAGACCACUACAAGAUAAAUUUACAAACAGCUGAAGGAAAAAAGAAUUUCAUUCAGCUAUUCAGCGAUCGUCUUUAUUUACAAGGGAUCACCCAUGCAGCCAAAUUGCAUGCAACCCAGCUCAGUUCUCCUGUUUACAUGUACAAAUUUUCUUAUCCAGGGAGAUAUAGCGUCUCCGAUACCAUGACAAAGUUUCAACCAGUUGAGCGACAUGGAGUAUGCCACGGAGAUGAUUUGAUUUACUUACUACCAAUGCCUUGGUUUCACCUUAACAACCCUGAUGACAUAGCCAUGUCAAUCCUGCUAAGAGAUAUUUGGAUCGACUUUGCUGCUAAAGGGACACUUGGUUGGAGCCCAAUAAAGGAUAAUCUACCUAAGCUUUCAGUGCUUGAUAUCAAAGGACCAGAUAACCUAGAACAGACUGCCACUAAGGAUUACAGCGAAGAUGAAUUUUGGAUAUCUCUUAAUAUAAAAGAAAAUAUUAUCUCAAAUAAUAAAGAUGAAUUUUAA